AUGGCCAGUGACGAUUCGGAUAAUGACGUCUCUCUGACUCCACCCUCUCUAGGAAAGACGACGGAGCAGCACGGUUCACCGAAAACAUUGUCCUUAAACGAACUCGGUCAGGAUGCCGACGAUGCAUCAGACGGAAAGGACUCACCGACAGAGCAGAAAGACGGUCAGAGUAGGACGUACAGCUAUAUGAGCCCAAUCAGCAGUGAUGUAGACGACGUUCCAGAAAAGCCUGAAGGAGGAGAUCGCACUAAACCGGCCAGGAGUCGGUCGAGGAAGAGUUCACACCAAGAAAUGCCUCGAAGGAGAGGAAGCGUCAGAAAGACACCGGGACGUAGCGAUAUCGCCACAGUUAAAAGCGAGUCUGAGCUGGAAGAGCACGUUACGGAAGCGUCACAAAGGAUGAGACGUCGGGCGAAGACGCCACGGAAGGGCUCAGACCAGGAAUCCAGAAAUGGGGUCACAAAGAAAGCGCCCACGUCCGGUGGCGCGUCAGAGGACGAAGCCGCUAAAGACUCUGCAGAGCGUCAAACCAAAAACAGUAGAAGUGAGCGCAGGCGUUCAGAUCCUGCGUCCUUCGACAACGACGAGGACGUGAAAGAGAAGCCAAAAAAGCGGCGUGUCAAAGUGACUCCGAAGCGGAAAGCUCAAGCUUUAAUAAAUUUACUCGGGGAGUCCGAUCAGCCGGAGCAACCUCCUGAGGGAUCACGCAAGCCACGAGUUAAGGAAAAAGAGGGAGCGAGCCCUCGUAAAGCCGUUCCCAUCGAGUGCGAAAUAUGCGGUCGGAGCAUCCGGUGCAAAGCCAUAUUGGAGAGGCACAUGCUCUCACACACAGGAGAGAAGCCAUUUGGAUGUGACGAGUGCGGCAAGCACUACACCAGCAGCUCCAACCUGCGCAUCCACCAGCUCAGCCAUAGCGGCAAGAUGGACUACGUUUGCAACGAGUGCGGCCAGAAGUUCACUCACCUGCCGUAUCUGAAAAGACACCUGUUGAGGCACGCGGGGAAGAAGAUGCACAUUUGUGAACACUGUGGCAAAGGCUUCAUCCAGAAAUACCACCUCCUGCGCCACCUCUUGGUACACACCAAGCAAACGCCGCAUAUCUGUGACAGGUGUGGUAUGAGCUUCAACCGGACAGACAACCUGAGACUACACCUGCACAGCGUCCACCAGAUCGAAAGGGACUUACCCGAGGCCAAGCCGGAAAAACUUUACACGUGCGAGACGUGCAAUAAAUCGUUCGUCAGCCAGGCUUCGCUGGAAAUACACAAACGCAUACACACGGGGGCCAUGCCGUAUUCGUGCACCGUAUGCUCGCGCCAGUUCAAACAGUCGAGUCACCUGUAUUCACACAUGUUCACACACGCCAGUGAGAAGCCACAUGCGUGUAACCUCUGUGAGCUGAAGUUCACUCGCAGAACCUACCUGCGAAAGCACAAAGAAAGGGUGCACGUCGGAGCCGGAGAGCUACAAAGUUCUUGA
Messenger RNA from Ictalurus furcatus (blue catfish), 1479 nucleotides. RefSeq names its product zinc finger and BTB domain-containing protein 17-like. The coding region runs from base 1 to 1479 and encodes 492 amino acids. The transcript has a single exon. The record is from RefSeq and is a predicted model, not a curated record. Lineage: Eukaryota; Metazoa; Chordata; Actinopteri; Siluriformes; Ictaluridae.